This is a messenger RNA of Fulvia fulva, 1002 nucleotides long. Its product is annotated as Oxidase ucsJ. The transcript is spliced from 3 exons. The coding region runs from base 1 to 1002 and encodes 333 amino acids. Lineage: Eukaryota; Fungi; Ascomycota; Dothideomycetes; Mycosphaerellales; Mycosphaerellaceae. The record is from RefSeq and is a predicted model, not a curated record.
AUGUACAAUGUCCGGCAAGAAGGUGUUCAUCCUGUGGCUUCAUUGGCUGGAACGUACUUGCUCGUGGCCGAAGGAUACUCUGUCACUGGCUUUGUCCGACGGAAAGAGCAUGGCGAACAAAUCAAGAAGUCGGGCGCUGAAAUCGUCUAUGGUGACCUGAAUGACAAGACGGCAAUCACCGAGCAGGUCGUGAAGCACGACAUCACGUUCCAUACUGCGACCGCCGACCACCUGCCUUCUGCUGAGGCAGUCAUCGACGGUGUCAAAGCACGUGCCGCCGGCGGGAAAGGCACCAUCUUCAUCCACACCUCCGGCACAUCUCUCUUGACCGACUAUCCCAAGAUCAAGAACAACCAAAAGUCCAACGACAUCUGGCACGACAGUAAUCGUCAAGAGAUCGACUCUCUCCCCGACGAUGCUCCGCACCGAGAGAUCGACCUCGCCAUCGUCAAUGCACAAAAGGCGCUUGGCGAGAAAGCCAAGAUCGCCAUCAUGAUUCCUCCCUUGAUCUACGGCUUCAACGCAGACCACGGACGUCUCACCAUUCAGAUUCCGACCUUGAAUCGCUUUGCACUGAAGCAUGGUUUCGCAGCGCAUGUUGGCAAGGGCGAAGGUGUUGAAAGCAACAUCCACGUCAAAGAUCUCGCGCGUGCAUAUAUCGUUUCAAAGAACCCGUACUACUUCUGCGAGACUACUGGCGACAAGGAGCCGAGCUGGAGGGAGGUCGCGGAGCUGAUUGGCGAGCAGUUGCAUAAAGUUGGCAAGAUUCAGGAUCCCAAGCCGAGGCAACUCAAAGAAGAUCUUUGGGCAGACGUCUUUGGUGACUUCACAGGCGCUGUCAUUGGACUGAACAGCAGGAGUCGCGCUGUUAGGUUGAGGGAAUUGGGGUGGAAGCCCCAAGAGAAGGGUUGGAGGGCGAGUUAUGUUGAGGAUGAGUUGCCACAGAUUCUGAAGGAGGAGACUGGGAGUUUUGCUGGGUAUAAGGGUACUGUAGCGAGCUAA